Trichogramma pretiosum is the source of this 3041-nucleotide messenger RNA. It is a transcript of the gene Akt, whose product is annotated as RAC-beta serine/threonine-protein kinase-like. Gene Ontology annotation, molecular function: protein serine/threonine kinase activity; ATP binding. Bases 700 to 2433 code for a protein of 577 amino acids. Gene Ontology annotation, biological process: protein phosphorylation. The transcript is spliced from 7 exons. Lineage: Eukaryota; Metazoa; Arthropoda; Insecta; Hymenoptera; Trichogrammatidae. The record is from RefSeq and is a predicted model, not a curated record.
UCGGCUGCAUCACUCCUAUAAUAUACUUUAUUACCGCUGACGUUUUAUUUCAUCCUCUUUCUCUCUCGCUCGGCUAAGCAAAUAUAUUUAUUUUCAAGCGCGUAUCCUCCUAUCCGCGUAUUUUAUAAUCUAUCAUCGUGAGCCUAUAUCUCGAAACUAUGCGUGUCAGCUUCUCUUUUAACUAGAAAAACAAUAAUAACGGUAAUAAAAAGUCGCGCGAUCGAGAAUUAACUUCUUCUUUUAAUUUCACUCUUACUCUCUCGCACACACACACACACGUGUGGGUAUAUAUCGCGCGAAAAAAACGUGAAUCCAUUCAUAUUUCGAGGAAGUAUUAAUACAGAAGACGCCGAGAGAGCAAUAAAACAUAUUUAUACAGGAGAGUGCGAAAAUGUGAAGAAGAAAAAAAUUUUUAUAUAUGUUGAAAUAUACACCAAAGACGCGUAUUAUUAUGCGUUAUUUCGAGGAAGAGGAAACAAAAAUAACAGGCCAAUAUAACAGUGCCGCGAAGGAAGAAAAAACAACAACAACAACGACAAUAUAGGCGUAUAAUAAUAUUUUCGUGCAAAAAAACAAACGUGCCUUUGUACUAUACUGUUAUACUAUACUGUUAUACACUCAGACACGCUCGUCUUUCACUCUUUCUUUCUCUCGGAUCAGAUUCCACGCGAAGAGGCAACGAAAAGAAAGAGAUAAAAGAUGAGCAGUGACGCGACAAUGAGCAGCGUCCCGCCGUCCGCGGCUUCGAGCACAGCAGCAGUAGCAGCAGCGGCGACGAGCAGCAGCAACAAUGGACCGGUGACAACGUCGGCUGCAGCGGCGGCUGCGGUGCCACCGCCGGGAUGGUCGAGCGAGCAUCGCGUGGUCAAGGAGGGCUGGCUCCAGAAGCGAGGGGAACAUAUAAAAAACUGGCGAUCGAGAUAUUUUGUGCUCAGGGAGGAUGGAACUCUGGUGGGAUUCAAAACGAAGCCAGAAACCCUUACAGCCAAUACUGCUCAGCCGCUCAACAAUUUCACCGUCAGAGGUUGUCAGAUCAUGUCCAUCGACAGACCCAAGCCUUUCACUUUUAUCAUCAGAGGUUUGCAGUGGACAACUGUUAUUGAGAGAACUUUCCACGUUGAUUCAGAACAAGAGAGACAAGAUUGGGUCAAUUCCAUUAAAUAUGUUGCUGAGAAAUUGGCCCACGAAGCUCAAGGUGGACAAACACAAAUGCAACAGUCUUCUUCCAGUGAAGAUGUUGACAUGGAAUCAGCUGGAGGCAGAUCUGAUUCUGGUAGUUCGGCAGGAGUUAUUUCAAAUGGUGCUGGUGCUGGAAGUUUUGAUGAAUUAUCUGCUAAGUUCAGCGUUCAAGGAACAUCCAGCAGUAAAAGCUCUGGAAAGAAAAAAGUUACUUUGGAGAACUUUGAAUUUUUGAAAGUAUUAGGUAAAGGUACAUUUGGCAAAGUUAUCCUGUGCAGGGAAAAAACUACAGGACAUUUGUAUGCCAUUAAAAUUCUUAGAAAGGAAGUGAUUAUACAGAAAGAUGAGGUUGCCCACACACUUACUGAAAACAGAGUCUUAAGAACAACAAAUCAUCCAUUUUUAAUAUCUUUGAAGUACAGCUUUCAAACGGCCGACAGAUUGUGUUUCGUCAUGGAAUACGUGAACGGCGGUGAAUUAUUCUUUCACCUGAGCCGAUCGCGCGUCUUCGGCGAAGAUCGCACAAGAUUUUACGGUGCCGAGAUCAUUUCUGCUCUCGGCUAUCUCCAUUCGCAAGGCAUCAUUUAUCGAGAUUUAAAACUAGAAAAUUUAUUACUCGACAAGGACGGACACAUUAAAAUCGCAGAUUUUGGUCUGUGCAAAGAAGACAUUACGUAUGGAACAACGACCAAGACUUUUUGUGGAACACCGGAGUACUUGGCUCCGGAGGUAUUAGAGGACAACGAUUACGGCCGAGCCGUUGACUGGUGGGGCGUCGGCGUUGUGAUGUACGAGAUGAUGUGCGGCAGACUUCCAUUUUACAAUAAGGAUCACGAGAAAUUGUUUACCCUCAUUCUUCUUGAGGCCGUCAAGUUCCCCAAGACUCUGAGCAACGAAGCCAAGGAUUUGUUAGGGAAUCUCCUGAUCAAGGACCCCAACAAGCGUCUGGGUGGCGGUCCCAACGACGCCAAAGACAUAAUGGAACACGCGUUCUUCUCUUCCAUUGACUGGUCGGAUCUGGUGCAAAAGAAAAUACCGCCUCCGUUCAAGCCGCAGGUGACGUCGGACACCGACACGCGCUACUUCGACAGCGAGUUCACCGGCGAGAGCGUGGAGCUGACGCCGCCCGAGCCCGGCGUGCUGGGCAGCAGCGGCCUCAACAGCAUCGUCGAGGAGAACGAGCACUUCCCGCAGUUCUCUUAUCAAGAGAGCCACUCGGCCGCCACGUCCGCGUCCAUUUCCAUCAAUCACUGACGGCCUAUUAUUUAUUAAAACCGCAAUAAUACGAGAGGCGUAACGUUUUGUACAUUUACGGGAGAAGAAAAAAGAAAACAAACAAACUAUAAGGUCCACUGAUUUUUGAUCGUUGACUGACAUUUUUACUUGAUGGAAAAAUUGCAUUGGAUUUGUUUAGUAUAAUUUUUUUUUUUACCCAAUUUUGUUUGAGGUUGAAGAAUUUAUUGAUAAUAAUAAUGAAACUGCCGCAAAUCGUAAUUAGUUAAAUGGAAAGUAAUUGGUGACGUCUUUGGUAAUUUUUUAUACCAUUUUUGAGACGUGAUUGAAGAGCUAUUUAAAGAGAAUUUAGAUAAUAGCUUAUCAAUUCGUGCACCAAUUAUUUUCUAGAAACAAUUGAACAUUUGAAAGUCUGAUAUUUCAUACGAUAUUUUUAUGAAAUUAUAUUGAUUGUUCGUGUAAGACAGAACAAUUCGACUUUUUGUAGCCAAUUUACAAAAUUAUUUGAAAAAUCAUUGUUCUCAUUACAAUCAGCGAUUGAUAAUUUGCGAAUUUUAAAAUUGUAUGAGUAUGGAAGCGUGUUCUAAUUUAUAUUGCUAUUGGCUUUUGCCAGAAUGAAAAAAAAAAAA